GAGGGAAAAGCAAGAUGGCGACGGAGGUGCACCCUGAGGCCCCCAAAGCCGGGGAACUCCCGUUGCCAGGCUACGCGGCCUGGUCCCCCAACGAGCUGCAGGCCAAGCUGGCUGAGAUCGGGGCGCCGACGCAGGGGAGUCGUGAGGAGUUGGUGGAGCGGCUGAAGACAUACACACUUCAAACUGGGAUAGUGCUCAACAGGCCUGUUUUGCGGGGAGAUGAUGGAGACAAGCUGACCCCACCUCCUAUGCCAGUACAGCACCCUGGCAUGCCCAUGCCGCCUCCUCCAAUGGGCAUGCCGCCCCCACCACCCCCUCCCCCCGGCAUGGGCCUCAACUUCCCCAUGGGAGUGGGGCCCCCUCCUCCGCCCCCCGGCAUGGGCCCUCCUCCGCUCCGUAUGCAGGCGAUGGAUCCCUCCGCGCUGCCUGAGGAAGAGCGGCUGAAGCUGGCCCAGCAGCAAGCUGCCAUGUUGAUACAACAGGAAGAGCGCGUCAAGCAGGCUGCUGCCCUUAUGGAACAGGAGCGUCAGCAAGAGAUGUCCAAGAUGUCCCCUUCAGUACCAAGAGCUACUCCAGACUUGGGACCCAGGCCUCCGGGGCUCCCAAGAGGAACCCCUCCUUUGAGCUCACCUGUUGGAAUGCCGGGCCCAAGACUCCGCGGCCCACCUCCUCCCCCUGGAGAAGACAGUCGAGAGAUUGAUGACUCCGGGGUGGGACCCAAAAUCCCUCAAGCCCUGGAGAAGAUCCUUCAGCUCAAGGAGAUCCGCCAGGAGGAGCUGACCGCUGUGCCCAGUGCCACAGAUGACGACAUGGAGACUGAAUUGAGGGCAUUAGCAGGCAUCACUGCAUCGGACACAGAGGAGGACGCUUCGGGUCUCUCAAAGAAGGAGAAAAACCGCAAGCGGCGGAACCGGAAGAAGAAGAAGAAGCCGCAAAAUGCAUCAGCCCCGAAAGGGAGCCCGGCUGCCAAGGAUGCCAAGGGACAUGGAGAUGAGUCCGGAAGUGACACCGCUGUGGAAAUCGAGUACGUCACGGAGGAGCCGGAGAUCUAUGACCCCAAUUUCAUUUUCUUCAAGAGGAUCUUUGAGGCGUUCAAGCUGACCGACGAUGUCAAAAAGGACAAGGAGAAGGAACCGGAAAAGGCAGACAAAGUGGCCAGUUCAGCUGCUCCUAAGAAGAAAGGCUUUGAGGAAGAACGGAAGGACAGCGACGACAGCUCGGAUGACGAACAGGAGAAGAAACCAGAAGUCCCCAAACUCUCCAAGAAGAAACUGAGGCGAAUGAACCGCUUUACUGUGGCUGAGCUCAAACAGCUCGUGGCCCGUCCGGACGUGGUGGAGAUGCACGACGUGACCGCCCAAGACCCCAAGCUCUUGGUCCACUUGAAGGCCACUCGCAAUUCGGUCCCGGUCCCUCGGCACUGGUGCUUCAAGCGCAAAUACCUGCAGGGCAAGCGGGGCAUUGAGAAGCCGCCCUUCGAGCUCCCGGAGUUCAUCAAGCGGACGGGGAUCCAGGAGAUGCGGGAGGCCCUGCAGGAAAAGGAGGAGCAGAAGACGAUGAAAUCCAAGAUGAGGGAGAAGGUCCGCCCCAAGAUGGGCAAAAUCGACAUUGACUACCAGAAGCUGCACGACGCCUUCUUCAAAUGGCAGACGAAGCCCAAGCUGACCAUCCAUGGGGACUUGUACUACGAGGGGAAGGAAUUCGAAACGCGGCUGAAGGAGAAGAAGCCCGGCGACCUCUCAGACGAGUUGCGCAUCGCCCUGGGCAUGCCGGUGGGACCGAAUGCACACAAAGUUCCCCCGCCUUGGCUGAUUGCCAUGCAGCGUUAUGGGCCCCCUCCUUCCUAUCCCAACCUGAAGAUUCCUGGCUUGAAUUCUCCCAUUCCAGAGGGAUGUUCAUUCGGGUACCAUGCAGGCGGAUGGGGCAAACCCCCAGUCGAUGAAACUGGGAAGCCUCUCUACGGCGAUGUCUUUGGGACCAACGCUGCUGAGUUUCAGACCAAAACGGAGGAGGAGGAGAUUGACCGGACCCCUUGGGGGGAGCUGGAGCCCUCGGACGAGGAAUCCUCUGAGGAGGAAGAGGACGAAGACAGCGAUGAAGACAAACCGGACGAGACAGGGUUCAUCACCCCGGCGGACAGCGGCCUGAUCACUCCAGGCGGCUUCUCUUCGGUUCCCGCCGGAAUGGAGACACCGGAACUGAUCGAACUGCGCAAGAAGAAGAUCGAGGAGGCUAUGGAUGGCAGCGAGACGCCACAGCUCUUCACCGUUCUGCCGGAAAAACGGACCGCCACGGUUGGGGGAGCCAUGAUGGGUUCCACACACAUCUACGACAUGGCGACGGUGAUGAGCCGCAAAGGUCCGGUGCCGGAGAUCCAGGGCGUGGAGGUGGCUUUGGCCCCCGAGGAGCUGGAGCUGGACCCCAUGGCCAUGACACAGAAGUACGAGGAGCACGUGCGGGAGCAGCAGGCCCAGGUGGAGAAGGAGGACUUCAGCGACAUGGUGGCCGAGCACGCCGCCAAGCAGAAGCAAAAGAAACGGAAAGCUCAGCCGCAGGACACCAGAGCGGGAGCCAAGAAGUACAAGGAAUUCAAGUUCUAGCCCUUCUCUCUCCCUAUCCAUUUGUGUAUUUGAAAUAAUGUCUUUCCCUGCUUUCCCCGAUCCCUACCCUGACCCUUUUCCUUCUCAGCCUGAGGUCCUCUGUUGCUGCCAGGAAGCCCUUUUCCUUCCGUCUAGGCUUAAGCUGUGGAUUUAAUUUUGUAAAUAAAGAUGGAGUUGUGCUCUGGA
Messenger RNA from Anolis carolinensis (green anole), 2786 nucleotides. RefSeq names its product splicing factor 3b subunit 2 (gene sf3b2). The record is from RefSeq and is a predicted model, not a curated record. NCBI's taxonomy places the organism in Eukaryota, Metazoa, Chordata, Lepidosauria, Squamata, Anolidae. Gene Ontology annotation, cellular component: nucleus; U12-type spliceosomal complex. The transcript is spliced from 21 exons. Bases 15 to 2600 code for a protein of 861 amino acids.